AUGGAAGAAGAGUUAUUGAGCAGCAGAGAAAGAGAGAGAGUUUAUGGGGUUAGAGCCCAUAGUAUUGUUUUGGAGCCUAAAGAGCCUGAUGCAAUAACGCCUCAUGCUCUUUCUCUGAGUUAUCAUCCGGCCCAAGCAUGGUCUAAAGAAGCAGUAAUGGCUUUAUUAGAUGGAAAUAUGGUUGUAGUUGAGGUGCCAGAGGAUCCAGAACAGAUAGUGGGCGAUCCAGAAUCAUUACAGGUGCUAAAGAGAGUAGCCAGGACUGUGUCCAGCCAUUUGGCAGAGGGAGAGGCACGAUUGAAGGCAGAGCAAGCAUGCUUCUUGCCAUGCACUGAUGAUAGUAUUCCUGUUAUUGGGGAGAUUCCAGGGGUGAGGGGUUGUUAUGUUGCCACUGGGCACAAUUGCUGGGGUAUUUUAAAUGGUCCUGCCACUGGGGCUGCAAUGGCUGAGCUUAUAGUAGAUGGGCAAUCUAGCAUUGUUGAUCUCACUCGGUUUAGUCCUGCCAGAUUUAGUAGGCGUAGUAGAAAGGGCUAG
Dovyalis caffra is the source of this 534-nucleotide messenger RNA. The record is from the annotation of a GenBank genome assembly. NCBI's taxonomy places the organism in Eukaryota, Viridiplantae, Streptophyta, Magnoliopsida, Malpighiales, Salicaceae.